Messenger RNA from Hepatospora eriocheir, 186 nucleotides. The record is from the annotation of a GenBank genome assembly. NCBI's taxonomy places the organism in Eukaryota, Fungi, Microsporidia, Hepatosporidae.
AUGACAGCAGCAACUUUUAAGCAGAUUUUAGCACAGAAUCUAUUACUCUCUGCACGUGAAAUGGGAUUGAUAAAUUUAUAUUCAUGCAAGAUAACGACCAAAAACAUACUACCUGACUUGAUGAAGAAUGACUUGAUGAAAAUGUCAUUGAUGUUUAAGAAUGGCCUCUACAGAGUCCAGAUUUAA